AAUGAUGUUAAACCUUGAAACACAAGAAGAAGUCAACAGUAAUAUUUAACCAUAUAAACGAGUGACAACGAAAAUUCCCACUACUCUCAGUUUGGAAGGCAGCAAACUUAAAAUAUUUUCGAAUUUUGACGUUUAUACUAAUUUUUUGACAAUUAAUUUUUUUGAUUUCUUAUUAAAUGUUAUCAAAAGCGGAACUUGUAGGAGCUUUAUGUACGGUUUUGGCUUUCGUUAGUGCCGGCCAAAUUUUAAUAACCGGAAUCCUGUCAUUUGAAUUUCCUCAUUUCUUGGCUUUUAGCCAUUGCCAUCUAUCAACAGCCGCUGGUGUUAUAUCGGGAUUGGUGGCCGUGCCGAUGGUUAUUCAAUUAAAAACCGCUCAAAUAUCGCAUCAUAUUGAAUUAAAAUAUGGUUACACAAAAUGGUAUCAAGUUUUGGCGAUUUGUGUAUGCGCAAUUCUCCAUUUUGCAGCUGCGAUUUUUACAGCGAUAGGCUUGUUGGUGCCAAGGAAAUGGGAAGAGGAAUUUUUUCAAAAAAUGGUUUUAUACAAUGAAAAAAACUGCGCUAAAUCAUUAGUUGAUAACAUUCAAUGGGCUUUACAGUGUUGUGGGGCCCAAUCUUAUAAAGAUUGGAAUCUUGUUCCUUGGAAAAAAAUAUCGGAUACAAGAAUAUCAAGACAUUUUGCAUUCCCCCAUCCAAGAGAAUCACCUUCCUUAGUCAACGCCGUUCCAUUUUCUUGUUGUGCAAGAAAAGUUCUCGACGUUUGCCUUCAUUACAACCUUUUAGAGUACGGCGUUAAAACGAUAAGCAUCGAAGGGUGCGCCCCAAAAGUUCAAAAAACUUCAAAUUUUAUUUUGGCGAUUGAGUUUGGAAUGUUUUCUUUAUGUAUUAUAAUCGAAAGUGUAGUUUUGCUCUGUUUGUUAAAAGAUCGCGAUCCAAUGGAAGAGAUUCAAAAGAACGAGUUAUUAAAAAAAUAUCUUUUUAAAACUAAAAAAGUACCUUCAAUCGAUCAACGAAAGAAAUCAGAUGGAGUAGAAGCUGAAAAGAAUUAAUUAUAAAAGAUGUGGGGAAA
This is a messenger RNA of Onthophagus taurus, 1066 nucleotides long. RefSeq lists its product as uncharacterized. Gene Ontology annotation, cellular component: membrane. NCBI's taxonomy places the organism in Eukaryota, Metazoa, Arthropoda, Insecta, Coleoptera, Scarabaeidae. The record is from RefSeq and is a predicted model, not a curated record.